This is a messenger RNA of Falco peregrinus (peregrine falcon), 3411 nucleotides long. RefSeq names its product SEC16 homolog B, endoplasmic reticulum export factor (gene SEC16B). Lineage: Eukaryota; Metazoa; Chordata; Aves; Falconiformes; Falconidae. Gene Ontology annotation, cellular component: ER to Golgi transport vesicle membrane; endoplasmic reticulum exit site. The transcript is spliced from 27 exons. The record is from RefSeq and is a predicted model, not a curated record. Bases 330 to 3350 code for a protein of 1006 amino acids. Gene Ontology annotation, biological process: Golgi organization; COPII vesicle coat assembly; autophagy.
GUGGACUUUGGCAGUAGCACCCAGGCGGCGGAGGACGGGCCUGGCGGGCUCCGAGCAGGGCUGGCUGGGGGUGCAGCAGGCUGCUGCCCCUUGCUCCAGGGAGAGCUGGAUGCCCGUUGCUUUCAAACCUGGACGAUUUCAUCCCGGUGUUUUAAGGGGAGCUUCAAGUGCAGGCAGAUGUGGAGAUGGCUUUUGCUUGCCUCUGGGCAUUUUGGAAAGGAUGUUGGGCUUCCAGAAGGCUCCCAAAAGCAAAGAGCCGCUAGAGCCAUUCGGGACUUAACCUCCCCUCCCACCCCAAAACCAGAGAGGACCCCGCUGGCAAGCUUGCCAUGAACCCCUGGCCCCCUGCCUGGCCACCCCAGCCCCGGGGGAGGCAGGCAGCCUGGGGGGCAUGGGGGGAGGCUCACCAGGGCCCCAGGUGGCAGCUUCUCCGCGCAGGACCCCCGCAUCGACCCGGCUCUUGGGAUGGGGGCCAGCUCCCCGGCCACCCCUGGGACGAGGGCCACCCCCCCUGGAGGGACACCCACAGACCAGCGUCCCAGGCUGAGCACGGUGACAGCAGCUGCCCCAGGAGGCCGUACUCCAGGCAAGGAUAUGGAGACUCCCACCGGCAGUAUCCAGCAGCCAGCUACGGGGAUGACUACACCUACCAAAGCCACCAGCGGCAGCCGGUGGCCUGGCAGGAUGACAGAGACCUGAGACAGGGAGAGCCUUACGGCAAGAGUACCAGUUACCAGGACCAGCACUACUACAGGGGUUACCACCCCAACCUGGCCACAACCCCCCCGGGGCAGGACAGGAUGCAGACCUACAAAUCCUAUGAGGAAAGCUCAGUCUCGGCUGUCAGGAAGGAGCGGGAAGGGGGAGAAGCCCUCAACAACAGUUUGGGGGAGGCUGGUGGCCAGCCCCAAGAGCAGCCCUCGGGCCAGCCCAGCCUGCUCCUGCAGUACCGGGAGUCGGGGCUCAGCUCCAGCGGCUAUGAGCUCAGCCAGUACAUCCGUGACGGUGCCGACCACUACGACCCUGUGCUUUCGGGGACCUGGAGCCUGGCACAAGCAGGAGGGCCCUUGGUGUCCAGCCCGGCUCCGGUGGCCCCCCGCAAGUUCUCACUGCCGCACACGGCGGUGUGCUUCGGUGCCGGAGGCCAGCUGGUGCUGGUGUGUCCUCAGCAUCCUGCCGAGGGGCAGCUAGCCCGUGUUGAGCUGCACAGCCUUGAGGUGAUGCUCCACGACACAGAAGAGCUGGAGGAGCUGAGGGCCUUCCCGGGACCCCUGGCCAGGGAAGAUCUGCACAAGGUGGAUGUGAUCACCUUUUGCCAGCAGAAGAUAGCCACAAGCUGUGAUCUCUCAACACAGAGAGGCAGAGAUUCAUCUCUUCUCUGGAAGCUCCUGGUCCUCCUCUGCCGGCAGAAUGGGUCCAUGGUGGGCUCAGACACCGCUGAGCUGCUGAUGCAAGACUGUAGGCACCGGGAGAAGUACAAGAGGCAAGACCCCAUGGCAAACCUCCUAGGCCUGACGGAUGAUGAGUGGAUGUCGCGUCAGUCAGGGGCGCUGGACCUCAUCACGGGGGAGGUCACUCCUGUUGUGGAGACGCAGGCACAGAUAGUGGAGAAGUUCACCAAGCUCCUCUACUAUGGCAGGAAGAAAGAUGCACUGGUCUGGGCCAUGAGAAACCAGCUGUGGGGCCAUGCCCUCUUCCUCUCCAGCAAGAUGGACCCUCGGACCUACAGCUGGGUGCUCACCGGGUUCACCAGCACGCUGGCCACCAAUGACCCCCUGCAGACCCUCUUCCAGCUCAUGUCGGGAAGGAUCCCUCAGGCAGCUCUGUGCUGUGGGGAUGCUACGUGGGGAGACUGGAGGCCUCACCUGGCCGUGAUGCUGUCCAACAAAGUUGGAGACACGGAGUUGAGCCAUCGAGCCAUUGUCACAUUGGGAGACACUUUGGCUGGCAGGGGAGCCGUGGAAGCAGCUCAUUUUUGCUACCUGAUGGCAGAUAUUCCUUUCGGUUACUUUGGGGCGAAGGCAGACCGCAUGGCUCUGCUGGGCAGCAGCCACCGGCAGGUAUUCACCCAGUUUGCCAGGACGGAGGCCAUCCAGCGGACGGAAAUCUUGGAGUACUGCCAGCGGCUACGGCAGCCCAAAUCCUUCCUGCUCCCCUUCCAGGUAUACAAGCUCCUCUAUGCCUCUCGCUUGGCCGACUACGGGCUGCCAGCCCAGGCCCUGCAGUACUGCGAGCAGAUUGCCACCGCGCUGCUGGGCCAGGGUCUGGCCAGCCACCCCCUCCUGGCUCAGAAAGUGAUGCAGCUAGCCGAGCGGCUGAAGCUCUCCGACCCUCUGCUCCUGGAGAUGCCGGAGCAGGACCAGCCCUUGGAGCCUGACUGGCUGGUAGAGCUCCGAGCCCGCUGCCGGGAGCAGGAGGUGGAAGAUGACCUCCCUCCGGAGGUGGCACCCACCCAGCCUGAGCUCUCCUGGACUGCUGCAUCGAUGGCAGAUGAAAAGCCUGGCCCCAAGCUUUCCCAGAGCAAAGGCUACCAGUAUGACUACCAGCCUGUGGCACCCCAGGGACCCAGCUCCCACGAGGAUGCGUCCCACUGGCUCCCAGCACCUGCUCAAGUCACAGCAUCACCACUGCUCAGCGCUGGGCAGGAGCUGCAGCCCCCCAUGCUCGGCCCAGGAGCAGGAGGGGUUUCUGAGGACCCCCCCCCGCAGGCAGUGCUGCCGGCAGGAGAACCUGGGGAGCCCUGGGGUGCCCCACUGUCCCCCAAGGAGGUGCAGCCAUCCCCCCCAGCAGAGCAGGAGGGGUUAACAGCGAGGACUCGGACUGUCUCUGAGAGCUCCACCGUCUCCUUGGAAGAUGACAGUCAGCCUUCCUCGGAGAGCACGGCUGAGGACACUGCUGAAGAGCUGGCACCAGCAGAGGCGGCGAAACUGGAUGAGGACAAGAGCUCUGGAUUCAGGUGGUUUGGCUGGUUUCGGUCAAAGCCCACCAGGGAAACUUCUUCCAAAGCCACAUGUGAGACUGCCCCAGACUCCCCCCCCCCACGACCACAGGACCAGAUGUCUCCAUCCCCAUCUGAUGCCCCUCUUGCAGCUGGGACAAGCCCUUCAGCUCAGUCUCCCUCCAGAACCCCUGGAGGAACGCACAGUGUUACUCCAGUGUCCGUUGGGAUGAAAGGUUCAUGGGAGAUGGAUGGUGGGGAGUCAGUGGGAGAGCAGACUGGCUGCCAUGAGUCUUCCCCACCGGUCAGGACCAUCCCGCUCUUCAACCCUGCCCAGGUCUCUCAGCUCGCCGCUGCCUCUCGACCCAACCAACCCAGGCUGCUUUCGCGCCGUUACCCCAACCCCCUGUGAACUGGGGGGGGUGGGGUGGGUACUGGAGAAAUCAACAGUGCUGACUGGAUUUAAACCAAAA